Molecule: messenger RNA, 890 nt
Organism: Calliphora vicina (urban bluebottle blowfly)
Lineage: Eukaryota; Metazoa; Arthropoda; Insecta; Diptera; Calliphoridae
Gene: EbpIII
Product: Ejaculatory bulb protein III
Exons: 2
Coding region: 141-524 (127 amino acids)
Source: RefSeq, a predicted model, not a curated record
UUUGGUUAAAGUGUGAGGCCAGCUCAAUAAUAUAAAAGGUAUAGUGGAUUCACUACUGAAGUUAGUCGUUUGUCUACAGCUUUUAACUAAACAUAUCUAACUUGUCUUGGUUCAAUAUCAAACAAACUUACCAAAAAAAAAUGAAACUCGCCAUUGUUGUUGUCGCCUUCAUGGCCAUCGCCGCUGUUUCAGCUGAAGAGAAAUACACCACCAAAUUCGAUAACAUCGAUGUUGAUGAAAUUUUGAAAUCAGAUCGUUUGUUCACCAACUACUACAAAUGUUUGAUUGACGAAGGCAAAUGCACUCCCGACGGUCGUGAAUUGAAGAAAACUUUGCCCGAUGCCCUCCAAACCGGCUGUGAAAAGUGCAGUGAGAAGCAACGUAACAAUUCCGACAAAGUUGUCCGUUUCAUCAUUGACAACAAGCCCGAGGAAUGGAAGGUCUUGCAAAAACUCUACGAUCCCGAAAACGUAUACUACAACAAAUACAAGGAUCAAGCUGCUGCCCGUGGCAUCAAGAUCUAAAUCAAACAAUUGUGAUGUGAAAACAACAAAAAAAAACUUCUUUUAAAGUCAAAGUCGUCCUAAAUACUCACUAGAACUAUAACAAGUUUUGUGUAAAUUGUUCAAAAAAAAAAAAAAAAACUUGUUACAAAGAAGGCUUUAAAUUGAAAUUUUUGUACAUAAAAUAUUGUAUUGUAAAUUUUUUUAAUUAUUUGUUAAUUGUAGUUACGCAUUAUGGACCCCAUUUAAAAACUAAACACAAAUUAUAUUAUUUUUUUUGUAAAAUACCAAAAGGAUGCACAUUUUAGUUUGUAGUUUUUUAUUUGAAAGAAAAAUUGAAUAAAAAUUCAUUGGCUGUUACAAAAAUAUCUUAAAAUAUAAAUCAAA